CUCAUUGUGUUCCCAGAUUGCCUUGGGUCCCCAGUGUUCACACCCAUCAAGGCGGACAUAAGUGGAAACAUCACGAAAAUCAAAGCUGUGUACGACACUGACCCAGCCAAGUACAGGACCCUGCAGAACAUCCUGGAAGUGGAGAAGGGAAUGUAUGGAUCAGAGUGGCCCAAAGUGGGAGCCACACUGGCACUGCUGUGGCUAAAAAGGGGUCUGCGCUUCAUCCAGGUGUUCCUGCAGAGUAUCUGUGACGGGGAACGGGAUGAGAACCACCCCAACCUCAUCCGCGUAAAUGCCAACAAGGCCUAUGAGAUGGCCCUAAAGAAAUACCACGGCUGGCUAGUGCAGAAAAUCUUCAAGGCAGCACUCUAUGCAGCACCCUACAAGUCUGACUUCCUGAAGGCGCUUUCCAAGGGGCAGAAUGUGACAGAGGAGGAGUGCCUGGAGAAGAUCCGCCUCUUCCUGGUCAACUAUACAGCCACCAUCGACGCCAUCUAUGACUUGUACACCAAGAUGAACGCGGAGCUUGACUACACAGUGUAGGCGCCCAGACACAUAGCCCCCCGAGUGGGAACAAGCAACCCCGAAUCACUGUGAAUCAAGCUGGGGUCCCCAGCUCAGCCGCCAGGCCAGCCUAGGUCUGCAGAGGGCAACCCCAGCUUGUUAGAGGUCAUUUUCUGUGUUGUUUUUUUUUUUUUUUUUUUUUUUUUUUUUUUUUUUUUUUUGCCUAUUCUAAUGAAGCAAUAAACACCUACUCACUCCCGCUUUCCCAGAAGCCCAGGUGGAGCACACCUUCCCUCCAGUGUGGUCAAAACCAACUAACGUUGCUAACGAUCAAUUCCUAGGGUUUUCUGUCUUUUUCUCCCCUACCCAGCUCAGGAGGAGCCCAGCUCAGGGGGGGGGGGGCAUACACCUCACCCAGCAACGAAACCUGGUCCGUCUGGCCCAAGGAUCUCUUAGAUGUUUGGAGGACAAUGGAGUCUGAUUAGAGGUUCAGCAGGGUCCCUACUCUGUGGUUUCUGUUUAAAAAGCAAGCUGGCAGAAGCCCUCACAUGGCAUACACAUCUGGCAUUGCCAGCCCUGUUCUCUCUCUCUCUCUGUCUUUUGUCAGACAGGUUAUUUUUUGUUUGUUUUUUUUUAAGCUGAAAUGUACCAGCAAGCCUUUUCAAACAAUUGACUAGGCACACACAGGUGACCGUACAUGACCGAAUUUGUAUUGUACUGCACAAUUAUUUUCUUCAGGGAUGGCUUUUCCAACCUAAGAAACUGCCUGUCACAGGAGCCCUCCAGCUCUGGAGACCCAAGUAACUGCCUUGCUGCCUUAAGUGUCCUUCUGGUGAUAAGAAGAGCUAUAUUUUUUAAAGUAUCAGGGUAACACACCCUGAUGUUGUGUUAAAGGAAAAAAAAAACCCAAUGAGGAACAAUUGGUGAUUUUUAUGCAGAAAUUAAAUAAUCCUUAAUAAAUAAAUCUAUAUUUUGAAGUCAUAA
This is a messenger RNA of Cricetulus griseus (Chinese hamster), 1488 nucleotides long. NCBI's taxonomy places the organism in Eukaryota, Metazoa, Chordata, Mammalia, Rodentia, Cricetidae. The record is from RefSeq and is a predicted model, not a curated record.